CCCUUUCUCUGGUGUUGCUUUCCGUUCUUCAUUUCUUCUUCUUCGUCAAUAUUCACCACUGUACUCCCAUUACAUUGCUUUCUUUAUGCCCCCCAUUUGCUCUUAUUCUCACUCUUACUUACCACUAUUCUUUCUCUGCUCCCAGAGAGCAGCAUCCUCAAAGUCACCCCAUUUUCACUCACUUCCAUCCACACCCUUUAACUUCAUGUCCUUUCCCAACCAGUCUAACAUUUCUGGUGCAUCUCUUUAGCUCAGUUCCUUUUCAGCUAAGUUGUUGGUUUCUAAGACAAGGGUGGAAAAAAAGGUACAACAUUUCCAUUUGGUUCAUCAGAUUUUGUGCAUUCAAGCUGAGCAUUCCCCCAAUUCAGAGCUCAAGCUUUUCCACUGUGUUUGAUUCAUUCAGAUCUCUCUCACUCUCUUUAACCCAUAAAAUGCCAAGCUAACUCUUUUUCAGCCAUCAGCAAUAUUAUGCAAAUUGUCUCUUUUUCAUUCUUUUGUGGGGUUGGUCUCAUCUCAUGGUCUGUUAUUGGAACCAUUUGCGACAUUCAAGGUUACCCUUCUGCAAGACCAUUCUUUUGUUUCUUAAAAGUCUAAACCUUGAAAAGUAAUUGCAUUCUACGAAAUGGACUCCUCUUUAGUCUAAUUUGGGACCCGUCUCUGCUUAAAGUUCCAAUUUUUAAAUCUCAAACCCGUCUUUUCCUGUUAUUUUCCACAAGAAUGAAAAGGCCUUCCACCCUGGGAUCUCCUUUUUAUCUUCCUUUUGCAGCCAUUUUCCGCACAUAGCUCUCCACACUGUCCAAUUUCAAGUUGCUCUGACAAAUUUAUGUUGCUACAUUGUCAAUUUCUUGCAAGUUUGUAUGAAGCUCAUGGUAGCAGUGUGUGGUUGCUGAUUGAAUUUCUGACUUUUGGACAAUAAGGUGUUUGGCCACGGUGAAAUUCAACGUCCUUCACUUGUAAAUGUGACUUGGGCAAUAGGAUUCAUUGUUAUAUCUCUUAUAUUUGACCCUCUCAGCAUAUAUAGAUAUGCUUGAACAAGACUGUGUUUCUAGAUCACCCUUUUUGCUAUGUAUUUUUGUUGGCUUCUUGCUGCAUCCUGUUGUGUCAACCGUGAUACCAUUGGGUUCCAAGCUUUCUGUGGUUGACAAUAACUUUUGGGUUUCCUCCAAUGGUGAUUUUGCAUUUGGGUUCUUUAACAUUUUAGACGAACCUAACCAGUUUAGUGCUGGCAUUCGAUUCAAUUCGAAGUCUAUACCAUAUGACCAACAAACAGUGGUCUGGGUUGUUGGAGCUCAUGACAAAGUGAGUAACAUGUCCUAUUUCCAACUCACUCCUGAAGGGGAACUGAUCCUGUUUGAUUCCUUACAAGGAGUCACUGUAUGGAGGAGUAGAACUGGGAACAGAGCUGUUGUUUCAGCUACUCUUCAUGAUAAUGGCAAUCUUGUUCUGAUAGACACAGAGCAAAACAUCAUUUGGCAAAGCUUUGAUACUCCAUCUGAUACACUGCUUCCAGGACAGAGUUUAUCUGUUUAUAAGACCCUUCGUGCGACAACCAAGAAUCCCAUGACCAGUUACUACACACUUUACAUGAAUGCUUCAGGUCAAUUGCAGCUCUGCUGGGAGAGAAAUAUUAUAUAUUGGACAAGUGGAAGCCCUUCUUCUGCUUCAAAUCUGACUGCAUUUCUUACAACUGGUGGAGCUUUGCAACUUCGAGACCAAAGUUUGAAGGCUGUUUGGAGUGUUUUUGGAGCAGACCAUAAUGAUUCUGUGAAUUAUCGAUUUCUUAGGCUCGAAGUGGAUGGAAAUCUCCGCCUGUAUUCAUGGAUUGAAGCUUCACAGUCAUGGAGAUCAGUCUGGCAAGCAGUUGAGAAUCAGUGCAAAGUCUUUGCAACAUGUGGUCAACUUGGUGUCUGUGUCUUCACUGCUUCCGGUUCUACUGAUUGCAGGUGCCCCUUUGAGCUAACUGAGUCUAACCAAUGUUUGGUUCCAUAUGAACAGGAGUGUGAAUCUGGAUCCAAUAUGCAACCAUAUAAGAACACUUAUCUGUAUGGAAUUUAUCCUCCUGAUGAUUCAGUUGUCACAAGUAGUUUGCAGCAAUGUGAGCAGUUAUGCCUGAAUGACACGCAGUGUACGGUUGCAACCUUUUCCAACAAUGGUAGACCACGAUGCUCCAUAAAGAAAACCAAGUAUGUUACUGGCUAUGCAGAUCCAUCUCUAAGCUCAAUAUCUUUUGUUAAAAGUUGUUCAGGUCCAUUUGCUGUAAAUCCUGCUCUCACCAAGCCACCUCUGCCGAAACUGCCUCGUAUGUUCUGUGUUCCUUGUCUAAUGGGAGCAGCCUCAGGAACAUUUUUCAUCUUUGCUAUCCUCCAGCUGGGAGUUGUUUUCAUCAUCUUAAGAAGAAAAAACUCCACCAUGCAAAAUGUCACGGCAGCUUUCACAAGCCAAAAUCCAAAGGGCUUAGUUGUGUUCUCCUUCUCAGAAAUUAAGAGCCUCACUGGGGACCUCAAAGAUCAAAUUGGGCCAAAUAUGUUCAAGGGUGUGCUACCGAACAAUUGCCUGAUUGCGGUCAAAGACCUGAAUGCAUCCAUAGAUGAAAGGAAGUUUCGAAGUGCUGUUCUAAAGUUGAGCAACAUCCACCACAAGAACCUUGUGAAGCUGGAAGGUUAUUGUUGCGAGUUUAACCAUAGAUUUUUGGUGUAUGAACAUGCCAAAAACGUUUCACUGGAUAAAUACAUUGACGAUUGCACUCUUCGCAAGAGGCUAAGUUGGAGAAAGAGAGUUGAAAUAUGCUCAAGUGUGGCCAAGGCCAUUUGUUAUUUGCACACCGGGUGUAGGGAGUUUGUGAGCCAUGGGAAUUUGAAGUGUGAGAAUGUCAUGUUGGAUGAAAAUUCAGUGGCUAAGGUGUGUGAAUAUGGGUUUGCAAUAGCAGAUGGUGAGGCCACAUAUUGUGGCUUUUCAGCUGAAAAGGAUGUAGGGGAUUUUGGGAAGUUGGUAUUAACCUUGUUAACAGGGUGCCAAGAUCAUGAACAACUUUGUGAGUGGACUUACAAGGAAUGGAUGGAAGGGAGGGGAGUUAAUGUGGUUGACAAAAGAAUUGAAGGUAUUGUCAAUUCAGAGGAACUAGAACGUGCAUUGAGAAUUUCAUUCUGGUGCCUUCAAAUGGAUGAACGUAGAAGACCUUGUAUGGAGGAGGUAGUGAGAGUACUAGAUGGUACAUUGAACGUUGAUCCACCACCACCACCAUUUGUCUUGCACAGGCCCUCACAGGAAGAUGAUCCACAAGAAAAUGGUUCAGAAUAAGUAAUUUUUUAGGAUCUUUUUAUCUUUUACUUUACAUUUUGUUACCUUCAUAUUCAACGUGUAUAGUAGGACUAACAUCUAGGUGAAAAUUAGUCGUUCAACUCUUUUUGCCCCUCAACCUAUAUGGGGAAGUGACUGUAGACUUCGAAGACUAUGUUGUUCAUUUGAAAUUUGCCGCAUCUGCGUGAAUUUAAGUCUUCAUUUGAGCACACACUAAAUGACUGAGUAGUUUAUUUUUUAUAGGUAUGUGUGAAUAUUAGUUAUUGUGAUGAUUUGUCUGAUGUUUGCAUUCAAUUUCCAAUUGUCUGAUGAAUUCCUGUUAUAUUUAGUCUAUAGUUUAAGAGUAAUCAUAAUUGUAAGAACAC
Cajanus cajan (pigeon pea) is the source of this 3662-nucleotide messenger RNA. RefSeq names its product G-type lectin S-receptor-like serine/threonine-protein kinase SD3-1. Lineage: Eukaryota; Viridiplantae; Streptophyta; Magnoliopsida; Fabales; Fabaceae. Gene Ontology annotation, biological process: recognition of pollen; protein phosphorylation. Gene Ontology annotation, molecular function: ATP binding; protein serine/threonine kinase activity. The record is from RefSeq and is a predicted model, not a curated record.